UAGAAAAUGUCUUCAUUCAAGAAAGCGGCGGUGUUGAAUCUACGUGGCUUGCGAAUCUCCCGUUCAGAAGGGCGCCCCUCUCUCUCUCUAAGUGCAGAGAAUCGCCAAAAGCUCUGAUCUUUCUGGUUGAAGUGAUCGAGCGUGAGCUCCCUUUGCUGCUUUGGCGAGGCUCCAUUGCCUUCCGUCGGAACGAAUUUCUGGUGGGGCGCCGCCCGAAGCGAGCCGGGAGCGGGAGAUGGGUCAGGCAUUUCGUCGAGCAGCUGGAAGGAUCAAGGCGCCGCCGGGUUCCGACGUGGCCCCGCCUCCCCAACCGAAGCGCGCCGCCGAUGCGCGGCCGGCCGCCCGCCGACUCGCCGGUCGCCGCCUCAGAUGCGGCAGCUAAAGCUAAUGCGGAUAAUGUCCUUGAAGAACGCGAUCCCCAGUAUGAUACUAUGCUUGGCCAGAUGGUGGGUCGAAUUCAAUCAAAACCUGGAGGCAAACCUGAGAUGGGUGAGGCCUUCGUGGUGGAAAAGUACAAUAGGCCGAUGCCAAAACUACGAAACACAAAACCAGAUUCUGGUAGAUAUGAGGAGCGGCCAGUGCCCGAGGGGACUCUCAAUAUAGCACAGGUCCGCCAAAUCAUCCUCUUGCAUCAAGGGAAAGCCGACAAUCAUGACGGCCCGAUGGACAUCCAGCAGAUUGCAGAGAAUUUUCGGGUGGAUGUCGCACGUGUUCAGAAGAUCCUGCAGUUUGUGUCACUGCCUCCAGAAGACAGCAGCAAAGGGAGUGCCAAUAAGGACAGUUGACGGUCCCCAUGGACUUUGAAACUAAGCUCGUGUAUUAUCAGGCAAUUUUCCUUAAAUAAUAGAUGAUGGAAUGACGGAUACACCUUCUAUACCGGGCAUAGUUGUCUUCAUAGUCAUCGUAUCAGUGUACAAGUCUGUUUAUGGCAUGUUUGCUGAUGUCGAGAGAAUUUUUGUAUGGUUUCCGUUUAUAGAACUGAUCUGUCCUUUGACACGUCGGGGACAUAAAACCGACUCCAAAAAUUUCAAGGUUCAUUCAUUUUUUUUGGCAUCCAAGGCCAAA
Eucalyptus grandis is the source of this 1065-nucleotide messenger RNA. RefSeq lists its product as uncharacterized. NCBI's taxonomy places the organism in Eukaryota, Viridiplantae, Streptophyta, Magnoliopsida, Myrtales, Myrtaceae. The coding region runs from base 327 to 785 and encodes 152 amino acids. The transcript is spliced from 3 exons. The record is from RefSeq and is a predicted model, not a curated record.